Messenger RNA from Hyalella azteca, 1779 nucleotides. RefSeq names its product mitochondrial ribonuclease P protein 1 homolog (gene rswl). NCBI's taxonomy places the organism in Eukaryota, Metazoa, Arthropoda, Malacostraca, Amphipoda, Hyalellidae. The transcript is spliced from 4 exons. Gene Ontology annotation, molecular function: tRNA binding. The coding region runs from base 499 to 1737 and encodes 412 amino acids. Gene Ontology annotation, biological process: positive regulation of mitochondrial translation; mitochondrial tRNA 5'-end processing. Gene Ontology annotation, cellular component: mitochondrion; nucleoplasm; nucleus. The record is from RefSeq and is a predicted model, not a curated record.
ACUAAUGUUAUUGGAUAUUUUUAUUUGGACUGUUCAUUUAGCAUGAAAGGCAUUCAUAAGAGACUUGUAGUAAAUUUCUUCUAUGAUGGGUCCACGAUAUUUAUGUGGGAAGAAAAUGUUUCUAUAAAACCCUGCUCGUAGCUAAAAGUAUACUUUGAAACCUAUUCACAUGCUAACGUAAAUAAACUACUAGCCCAGAAAAAGAAUUCAAUUAGAUUCCAAGUUUUACAUCCAUCGCUAUGUAUUGCUAUAUACUUCCUACUUUACCUGAAGGUGUUGAUCCGUGGUGCCCUGAGACUGGCAGGCUUUUCGUUUCUAUACUCGAGGAUAAAUUUGUAAUUACCUUUGCCUCUAUUUAGAUUUUAGACUAAUCUUAAAUUAGCUUCGUGAAAACUUCACUUACCAAUUUAUUCAGGUUGAUAAAAACAUAGAUCUGUUAGCUCACUGGGUAAAUAUUGGAAAUAUCUGCUUCUUCCAGCAAUCCUAACGUUCCCAGUGAUGAAAGCUGUACUCAGAACAGCGCUGACGCGCACUUUCAUGCGAUCCUAUUUUGAUUGCCCGCGAGCCCCUUGCACCGCCUUCCCCAGCACGAGGCCCUUCUCAAGCAUAUCUCCAGCGAACGUGCGGCAGCUUGUAACGUGUUACCAAGCUCCGCGUUCUGUCCCUUCAUUACUGAAUGCGCGGUACAAGAACUCCUGGACACAGAGCGACCUGGCCUCUACCCUCACGGAAGAGGAGAAGAUGACGCUCGUCAAGGCAGAAUACGAGCUCUACAGAGCCGAGGAGGAGACUCAAGUGCCGUCCAGUUUGACCGAGAACGAAUGGGAAGAAUUAGCUCGUCUGCCUGGCGUUUCAAGACGUAAGAAGUACCUCCGAUUUCUGUACCUGAACGAGAUGAAGUCUAUCAACGAUAAGAAGAAAAAACUCGAGAGGAGAAAGAUAUCCGAGGCAAAAUAUCAGCAACUGCAGGUGGAACUCAAGUCAGAAUCUGCCCAUAUAUCGUACGGUUUAUGGAGGAACUCUAUGUUCAUCAAAUGGUCAGAUCAAAGGGUAAAUACUGUUGAUUCUCAUCGAGUUGUACAAGCUAAAUUAUUUGGCCAGCCUAUUAUAUUCGACUACGAUUUCGAUGAAAAGAUGGUUGCCAGGGAGAAAAAGGUUCUCGGUACACAGGUUGCCGAAUGCAUUGGGAUGAACCGACAGUAUCUCGAUCCUUUUUAUAUUCACUUCUGCAACUUCAGACGCGAAGAAGAGUCGGCGCAGUUGACAAUCAAGAGCGUGCCGACGCUAACUAACGAAGAUUUUCUUGUGGACCUGCACCCAGAUAAUUUUCUGGAAGUGUUCCCCAGAGAGAAGCUUGUAUACUUGACCCCACACUGCAGGGAGGAGGUGCGGGAGUUCGACCAUGACGCCGUGUACAUUAUUGGUGGGCUCGUCGACCUGCGUUCCGACGAGCCCUUCACGCUCGCCAAAGCCAAAAGACAGCGCAUCAAAAUGCAGAAACUUCCGCUCGACAGGUACCUGGACUGGGGCACCGGCAGGAAGAGUCUCACGCUCAACCAAAUCUUUGGCAUCCUGCUGGAGGCGAAGCAGCACGGGAGCUGGACGAAAGCGUUCGCCAAGUACAUCCCACCCAGGAAGCUGCUGAAGCCGCAGUAUGGCGACGCUGAAGCCAUCAAGAAGAAAAUGCGCCAGAAACACACUUCCAGAUACUCGGUGGAGUCUUUGUUCAAAGACUAGGUCGUUGAUGUGUUGUAUGACAUGAAAUGUAUUAAACUGGGA